AUGACGCAGCAAGAGGUGUUGUGUAUCCCGAUCAUAUGUGGUUUUCCCACCAAGAUAUCACAGGAUGAGGACAAGCAGGGGCGCAUGUGUCCAAGGUGUAACAAUGCUUCCGUGGUCGGCGCUUCCUCAAGGACUCGCUUCGAGCUGUUCUGGAUCCCCUUGAUCCCAUUCUCCAAGUCCCACAUCUGGAUCUGCAGCAUCUGUCAGUGGCAAAUGAAGAAGGGCGACGGUCACGACCCUCAGCCGCCAGGGGCGUACGCCGGGCAGCAGCAGGGUGCGCCGUAUCUACAGGGACCUGCUGGGCAUAUGUAA
Dioszegia hungarica is the source of this 312-nucleotide messenger RNA. RefSeq lists its product as uncharacterized. The transcript has 7 exons. NCBI's taxonomy places the organism in Eukaryota, Fungi, Basidiomycota, Tremellomycetes, Tremellales, Bulleribasidiaceae. The record is from RefSeq and is a predicted model, not a curated record. Bases 1 to 312 code for a protein of 103 amino acids.